CCACCGCCAACAGCCGAAGCCUUCUUUUUCCUCUGACGCAUUUGCCUUGCUGCCCGCGGAUUUCCCCCACUGUUCAUCCACCUUGCGCGCUCAAGUCAACAGACCCCGGAUCCAUUGUGUCCGACCAGGAAUCCAUCAAAGAUUGGUCAUUAAUCGCCCUUAAACAUCUCAAACCAUUGUCCUCGCAUCCUGCCAUUGAAUGAAUGUCCGAUCUCAGGACAGCCUUUGCGCGUGAAGACCGAUAUCGCUCCACCGAUACGCUGGCUGCUGUUGGGUUCUCAAGAGACUCCCCAGAGUCAUGGCAUUCUUUUGAAGACACAAAUAUGGCGGCUACUUCUGGAACAGGAUCUCUCCCUGGCCCGGACGCCGGUGAAAUUGAAAGGAAGGACGAUGUCUCGCUCACCCAGCGGAUGGUUUCCGCCACCUCGGGCAGUAUCCUCACGAACCUGUUAGUGACCCCGCUCGAUGUUGUGCGCGUCCGUCUUCAGUCGCAGUCACCAAUCAAGAACACCUCUCCCUUCGCCUCCUAUGCUCUCCAACCGAUGAAGAACAUGCCUCCGAACCUGGGAGUAACUGCUUGUUGUCGGGAGGUAUUUUGGAUCGGACAGAACUCGCAAAUAUGUAUGGUUGGACCUAGCCCGGGGGCUAUCAGCGCUCAUUCAGCCGCCAUGGCGGAUUGCGCCGUGGAGGAAUCACGGCGCAAAACAUUCACCUCCACUCUGGACGGGUUGCGGAAGAUCGCUCGGAAUGAAGGAGUAUGGACACUUUGGCGUGGUCUGAGUCCGACCAUGAUGAUGAGUAUUCCAGCGAAUAUCAUCUAUUUUGCUGGAUACGACUGGUUGCGAUCGGACGGCCGAAGUCCCAUCAAGCGAUUCCUUCCGGACACCUACGUUGCAUUUGUUGCAGGGUCAACUGCUCGCAUCGCUGCGGCUUCUGUUAUCAGUCCAAUCGAAAUGUUCCGGACGCGGCUGCAGGCUACUCCCGGCACCGGCACAGACCAUUUCAAGACCACUCUCACGGAUUUACACCAGAUGACACAGGUCCACGGCUACAGUUCUCUUUGGCGAGGAUUGACACUAACCAUGUGGCGUGAUGUCCCUUUCUCGGGCCUGUAUUGGUGGGGAUAUGAGGAAGUGAAGAAACAUCUUAUGGAGGCUCGCCAAAAGUCACACGAGCAUCUUUCCUCGGGCGGAUCGACACUGAGUCGGUCUUCACCGCACGAUUCAGAGGGACCUACCUUUUUCGAGAGCUUCUUUGCGGGUGCUACCUCGGGAUCACUCGCAGCAUUUGUUACUACGCCAUUUGACGUGGGCAAAACGCGCCAGCAGGUUUUUCGGCACAUGGGCGACGAUGUACCUGCUUCCGCUGGAGGUGCUGCACAGAAGUCCUUGCGCCCGGAGCAACUUUCGUUACCCAAAUUCCUUUUACACAUCUUCCGGGAGGAAGGUACAUCUGGACUCUUCCGUGGCUGGGUCGCUCGGUGCCUGAAAGUGGCACCUGCCUGUGCCAUUAUGAUCUCGAUAUAUGAACUCGGGAAGAGAAUGGCACGGGGUGUCAACGAAAGACGGGACACCGAUGCAGAGCCCGGGUCUGCGUGAAUCUCCGGAGCUUCUCUAUAUCAUCUAUCCUAUAAGCCUACAUUCUCCGUUAAGGCCAGCGAUCACUCCGACCGCGUCUCGGAUCCGCAUCUAAGUUAAUUUCGACCACUCCUCCGCUCACAUCCGUUAUCUUACCUCCUAUUAUCCCCUGUCUUAAUUAUGGAUCCGGCUUCGUUGCUUUUUCCUUAUUUGCUAUACGCUUAAUCGCCAUGAUACCGCCUCGCAUUUCAGAUUAUAGAGCAUUAUCUCCAGGCCUGGUUGUGAAUAUGGUCUAGGGGACGGAGGCUAUUUUCUUUUUCUACCCCUUGCAAAAAGCCUUGCAUUUGCACGUUCUGUACAUAUAUGUAUUUUCUCAAUAGACGAACAUCUUCCCUCAGUCAUGUACUAUAGCUUGAAUAUCAAAUGCUUUGGCACUCCCUUCUAAAUGCUGACUACCUACGACGGAUUAUUGCAGCCAACGUGCAAAAUCAACUUUGUACUAUUGAAUUUUGCGGGUAAUAUCCUAACCUAUAGUGAAUUGAUAUAACGCUACUUUUACUACCUUCAAAUACUAAUUAGAUGUAAUUUCUCAUUGUUCUAUCUGCUCUCCAGGCUGUCUCUAAAGAAGGCCAC
Messenger RNA from Aspergillus melleus, 2210 nucleotides. It is a transcript of the gene MTM1, whose product is annotated as putative mitochondrial carrier protein. The record is from RefSeq and is a predicted model, not a curated record. The coding region runs from base 204 to 1598 and encodes 464 amino acids. Gene Ontology annotation, biological process: mitochondrial transmembrane transport. Lineage: Eukaryota; Fungi; Ascomycota; Eurotiomycetes; Eurotiales; Aspergillaceae. The transcript has 2 exons.